Molecule: messenger RNA, 1146 nt
Organism: Ricinus communis (castor bean)
Lineage: Eukaryota; Viridiplantae; Streptophyta; Magnoliopsida; Malpighiales; Euphorbiaceae
Product: TIP41-like protein
Exons: 8
Coding region: 59-928 (289 amino acids)
Biological process (GO): TOR signaling
Cellular component (GO): cytosol
Source: RefSeq, a predicted model, not a curated record
AAUCCUUCGGAGUAAAAAGGCAAAGAGAAAACUGAGUAAAAAGAAAAAGCAAACGACAAUGGCAGUGGAAGUUGACGAAAAUGAGCUGAAAGCUGCCGGAGCAGAGCUGUUAAACGACGGUCGGCUUGGAGUGCGUAUAAAUGGCUGGGAAAUCGUUUCUCGCAAGGGCUCUAUUCUCACCUCUUCCACUUUUCAACUGUGGGAACAAAAGCUUCAGUCUUCUCACUUACCAGAGAUGGUUUUUGGCGAUAGUUCUUUAGCUUUUAACCAUGUGAAUAGUGGUAUCAAGAUUCAUUUCAAUGCAUUUGAUGCCCUUACUGGCUGGAAGCAAGAAGCUUUGCCACCUGUUGAAGUUCCUGCAGCAGCAAAAUGGAAAUUCAGAAGCAAACCAUCCCAGCAGGUGAUAUUAGAUUAUGAUUAUACAUUCACAACACCAUAUUGCGGAAGUGAAACAAUUGAGGUAGAUACAGAAAAGAAUGAAAGUGGGGAAUUUUUGGAGGCAAGCUCAAGCCUCCACUGGGAGGACAGCGAGCAGAAAAUUGAUUUGGUUUCUCUGGCAUCAAAAGAGCCGAUUCUUUUCUAUGAUGAGGUAGUCUUGUAUGAAGACGAGCUUGCUGAUAAUGGAGUGUCGCUGUUAACUGUGAAAGUGAGAGUCAUGCCAAGUUGUUGGUUUCUUCUUUUGCGAUUCUGGCUUAGAGUUGAUGGAGUCUUGAUGAGAUUAAGAGACACACGUAUGCAAUGCAUUUUUGGUGGUGGCAACCCUGUCAUUCUUCGGGAAAGCUGCUGGAGAGAAGCCACCUUUCAAUCUAUCUCUGCUAAAGGGUAUCCUUCUGAUUCUGCUGCAUAUAGUGAUCCAAGCAUCAUCGGUCAGAGGCUUCCUAUCAUCAUGCAUAAGACCCAAAAGCUUAAAGUCCAUGGUAAUUUGUAAGGCUGUGGACUGUCUUCGUGUAUAAAGGUUUGAAUUGUUGUGAUUGUGGUCGUAGAGAAUUCAGUUUUUUUUUUUUUUAUUUGUUUAUUUAUUUAAGUACUCAUGCUAAAUCAGUAAGCUAGUUUGACAAUUUUAUUACCGGGGAUAUGAAAAUGAAAAAGAUAAAGUCAAUUGUGUGAACCAAGGUAUUAACAUAAAUUUUCCUAUUUCUGUUUUCA